UUACUUUUAUUCGACUUUGAUUGAUCCCAGCAGAACACAUGAUGAUGAUGAUCCUCCCCUGCUCUGUGAGAUGGUACACACCCGCUGCAGGUUUCGCGGCAUCGCUUCCUUUUAUCUCGUGUUUAAAUCGGAAGUAGAUGACGCGAGCGCACUGAUACAAUGUCACAAAGUGACUGAAUGAUACAAUCAAACAUGAAUCCGCGGGAUAAACGGACUGCAGGCUGGAGUUGACAUCAGUCACCGGUGAAUCCGCGCGUCGCGUGACAGAAGACGCUUUCCCCGCAGCUCGAGCUGUGAAACACGAAACAGACUGAAGCGCGCGAGCAGCGGGACAGACGCAUCAUUCGUGCUCGUUUUUAUUUCGGCUGUAUCGGAAUGUCUGCCGGGAUUCAGAGGAGGAAAUAUUGAACACGCAGCGCUGCAUCACCGCGACGAACCGCGUGGAUUCAUGUUCUGCAUAUCUAAUGCACAUGUUCAUUUAGGAAAACACCCCACAGGUCUUCAGAGGAUCAAGCUGUUUUUAACUUUAUUUUAGCUAUGAACUAUUCUAUUCGAAUAUAUUUAUUUUGCGAGCAUAUUGUGGAAUAUUUUAAAUGUAAAUCUUCCAAUGAGCUUGAUCUUAAAUUAUCCACAAGGAUUAAGCUACAUUUAUUUUUUAGGGUUAGUUUGCGUGUACAUGUAAAAAUGUGCAAUUUAUAAUUUUUUUAUUAAAGUUCAAAUUAUUAUUAUUAUUAUUAUUAUUAUUAUUAUUUUUGCUCAAUAUGGACAGCGGUUUGUUUUUGUUAUUGCUCAGAAUUUAAUCAGUAAGGAGUUAAUGGUGUAUAAAUGCUUUUUUUGGUCAACUUUAUGUAAUCCAGUAGUUUGGUGAUUUUACCAAAAAGUGUAAACAGGAGAAUUUUUAGGAAACCUUUUUGAAAACAGUCAGAUAUGUUGUAAUUAUAUUUGUUGACGCUAGUGGUGCAGAAAUAAUUGGCUGCAGUUUUCUUUUGAAGCUGUUUAAAACAUGAAGGAAGUGUGUCGCAUCUGUGCGCGUGAGCUGUGCGGUAACCAGCGGCGAUGGAUCUUUCAUCCGGCCAGCAAACUGAACCUGCAGGUGCUGCUGUCUCAUGCGCUCCGCUGCGACUUACAGCGGGACGGCCGCUGCGAAUUUGUCUGCAGCAAGUGCGUGUUUAUGCUGGACCGGAUGUACCGCUUCGACACGGUGAUCGCGCGCGUGGAGGCGCUGUCCAUCGAGCGUCUGCACAGACUCCUGCAGGAGAAAGAGCGCUUGCGACAGUGCAUCAGCGCACUCUAUCGCAAAAACAAUCCCCAUGCGGUGUCCGAGACAAGCACGUCCUGCACGGUUGACUCGUCCGGCCUGCGUGAUGUUCAGUAUUGCACGCUACUGCAGGACAAUCUGAUGUACUGCAUGUACGAGUCGUGGGCGGAGGACGAGGAUCAGACGCUGGAGUUUCCCCACAAUCCUCAGUGUCACGCGUCAGAGGCGUCCUCGUCGUCUUGGCUCCACUCACGCAGGUGUCGAGGCUGCAGCACUUUACGUGUUCUUGACUCCGACUAUGAGGCCGUUUGCAAGGUGCCCAGGAAGGUCGUGAGAAGCAGUUCCUGUGGCCCGUCCACACGUUAUUCGGCGAGCAGCGCAGGGAGCCUGUGCGGGGAGGAGCAGACUGCCACCUCAGCCACGCUGGUGCCAGAGAGACAGCGAACGGUGUCAAGGUCGUCUGACGGAGAUCGGACUCUCCGAGACCACGAGAUCUCGAGCGCCUCUGUGGAAUCUCUGGAGAAAACUCUCGACGUGUCGCCCAGCAAACUUCUGAAGAACGAUGAAGUGGACGGCAGCAGCUUGGACUCUGAGGAGCAUCUCGGAGCUUCAUCAAAGCUGUCGCUGGCUCUGUCGCUGCUGCAGAACUGUGUGUACAAGCCCGUUCAGAGUCGGCGAGGCAGUAAACUCCCUGUUCUCAUAAAGUGUGGCUUUUCCAAUGGAGGCAGUAAGUUGGACAAUCCAGAACAGGUCCUGUUUGAUGGGGUGAACUGUACGCUCAUAGAGCCAGAACCUCCUGGAGUUCGGCUGGAUCUGGCACUGGAACUGACCCAACUUGAGGAGCUGUGGAGUGACGUUCAUGAGGAGUAUCUGCCCUUCUGUUUGAGGAAGGUUUCAAAGAAAACACUGAUGUCAUACACACAGAUACACCUGCACAAAGAUCAGAUGACGCCUUUAUUCUGCAUGUGUGUGUGUGUGUUUCAGAGUCUGGUGGAGGAGCAGCAGUCGCAGCUGCAGCAGUAUGAAUGCGCAGCCGCUCAAUGCGUCAGUGAACUGCAGAAAGCGCAGCUGCAGGUGCAGACGCUGCAGAACAAGAUUCAUAAGAGUGAAGCCAGCAACCAGGAGCUGCAGGUGAAGUUGUGUGAGAUGGAAGUGGAGCUUCGGUCCAUCAGACAAGCUUCUCAGAACCAAGAAAGAACGAUCCAGAACCUCACAGAUGACCUCAACACUAAACACACUGAGACACAGGAGUUGUAUCAUGUGAUUGAGGAUCAGAACAGCACACUGCGUAAACUCAGAGAAAUGACACACAACCAGCCACAACACAUACAGGCUGCAGAUGGCGCCGUGGACUCGUCGCUCAUGUCUUCGCAGAGUUCUCUGUUGUCGUAUCAGCUGGAGUUGGAAGCGAAUCGACGCGCUCACAGACUGAUACAGAGACACAUGGAGGAUGUGACGCGCUCACGAGACCGACUGCAGGACGACCUGAAUGAUGUGCUGCAGCAGAGAGAGGACACACACAAACACAACCAGGAACUGUGUAAAGCGCUUGAGCAGCUGCGGUCGGAGCUGCAGGUGAAAGUGUGUGAGCUGCGAGAUCAUGAGACGGACUCGCGUACAGAGAUCACAAACAGAGACAAAACCAUCUCACAACUGCAGCAGAGAUUACGACACAAAGACACACUCAUACAGGAGUAUUCAGAACUGCUGGAGCCCCCGUCUGACUCCACUGCACCCCGAGAGAGAGACGCAUUACUGGACACGCUGAGGAGUCGUAUUAAAGACAGAGACAGAGCGCUGGAGCGCUCGAUCGAUGAGAAGUUCUACUGUCUGGAGGAGAAAGACUCUGAGGUGCGUCGGCUGCAGUUGGCACUCCGUGAGAAAGAGCGAGAUCUCGAGAGACUGCGCUGCAUCCUCAACAACAACGAGGAGACCAUCACGAGUUUGGAUGCUGUGGUGUGCAGUAAGCAGCUGGAUUUGGAAAGGACGCAGGAAGCGUGUCGGAGACUCGAGUGUUUGAAACAGCAGAGUGACGACAAACACACACACGCUGUAGGAGAGAGAGACGACAUCAUUAACCAGCUACAGACAACUAUACACACACUCAACAAAGAGACAGAGGAGUUGAGGUCCUUGUUGAUCGGUCCGGUGUCGUCCGCUGAUGUCUUGCAGCAGCUUCAGUCUCAUCUGUCUCUGAAAGAGCGUCUGUUUGAGGAAGUGAUGUCAGAGCGCAGCAGACAGACACAGGAGCACCACACACAGCUGAAUCAUCUGCUCGACACCAUCAGCGCCAGAGAUAAAUACAGUCAGGACUACGGCGAGAGGUUGGGGCGAGUCAUAUCAGAGCGUUCGGGUCAGUUGCAGGAGUUGCGCCGGCAGCUGUCGUCACGGGAACGAGAGCUGAAUGACGUGAACAGGGAGAGAGAGAGAGAGCGAGAGAAAGAGAGAGAGUUGCAGAAACUGCAGAGUCUGCUGAAAGAGAAAGACAAUUUCAUACAGUUACUGCAGGGUCAGACUGAUGCCACGCUCACCUCCGCACCAGCAGGGGCAGCACUGAGUGUGUUUACAAACAGCUCAGGUGAUCUAGAGGUACAAGCCAUCAGAGAUGAACUACAGCUGACCCUCAACAAACACAGAGAGACUGAGCGGGAGCUUUCAGAGUUGCGAUCUGCACUGACUGCAGGAUGUGAUGGCACCUCGGGCACAGAUCAGCAGUGUGUUCUGCAGCAGCUGGUGUUUGAGCAGCAGACACUGAAUGAAGCUCUGAGAUCUGAGAAGAAACUGUAUGAGAACAUCAGACACAUCAACAGUCAGACAGACGGCGUGGAGAAGACUCGCGCGUUACACGCUGAACUGGACUCCGUUCAGGUGCUGCGCGAACAGCUCGAAGACGUCCUGACGCGGACCCGAGAGACAGCGCUGGCACAUGUGGACUAUGGAGGUGGGCACGGCAGCGUUUGGCCCGCUCAUACUAACUCUGAAAUAGACACAAAUAGAUCAAGUGCAUGUGUGUGUAAAAGUUUCAGGAGUCUGAUAGUGUCUGUUGUUCUAGAGUCCAGCACUGAUGAUGAUGAUGAUGAUGAUGAUGAUGAAGAAGAUCAGGACAGCAGUGAAGAGUUCACAGACAGUAUCGAAGAUGAUGACACGAAACUUACAGCUCAGAGUCUCAUGAAUACACUGAACGUGGGGAUGAAGAGGACUGUAUUGUCCCAGAAUGCAUCAGCGGGUGACGAGGUGGAGCAGAGAAUGAGAGAGAUGAGUGAAGAGAAGACCAGCACUGGUUACUGCACACACACUCACAUCAGGAACACUCUACCAAAUACGAAUGAAGAAAGUGCAGCGCUGAAUCAGAAUGAAACUGGAUUAGAAUCUAGAGGUGAAUUGGAAUCUGGAUUGAAAUCUGGAUUAAGUGCGGAUGAAAAGGUACCUGUGAGGUGUCGAGGGUUGGAGGAGAGUGAAACAGAUCGGCUGAACUGCAGUGAAACUCUGAGAGCUUCCCAUACACUCCCACGGGAAGAAGAGGAGGAACGGGAUGAUGAAGAUGUUCGGGCCCCUCAGGUCAAGCGUCGCUCCCCUCCUGUGAAGAUCAGGGAGGGAGAGUUGAAGAGACGUUGCACCAGACCGCAUUCCCUUGACCUCGGAGCGUUGCUGUCACACAAACCUGCAGCCAAUCACAACACACACAAUGUGCAGCUGGAGCACGAGGUGGAGAGAGACGACUCAGGGUCGAGCACUGGACGAGGAGGCGGGGUCAUUGGGUUCUGGCAGCAUGUGGAGGCGGGGCUUCGGGAGCAGGCAGAGGGUCUCCGUAGCGACCUCGCCAUGAGUCGUCAGGAGAGCCGCGAGCUGCAAGAGAGACUGAUGGUUUCUGAGGCCACCGUACACGCACUGAAUGAACAACUAAAAGACUACAGAGAACUACUCACGGAGAGUGCCGUACAACAUGACAGUAAACACGUGCAGGUGGAUCUGCAGGAUUUGGGAUAUGAAACAAGCGGUCGCAGUGAGAAUGAAGCAGAGAGAGAUGACAUCAGCAGCCCAGAGUUUGAGGAGUUGCAGAUGUGCGUCUCUCCCUCGGGGAACAAACGCUGCGGUUGGCAUGGCGACAGUGACGGCACUCAGAUGGACGACGCUUCCUCACUGCAGCGUUUGGUGCAGGACCUGCGCGGGCAGCUCUCUCGCUCUCAUAAAGUGAUCCGCGGCCUGCAGCUGCGCAUCCGCUCGCUCUCUGCCACCUCUGACUACAGCUCCAGUCUGGAACGCACGCCGCGCAAGGUGAACUGGGCGUUCCAGGCGAGCACGAGUCAUGGGGGUUUGAAGGAGGAUGAAGGUUGGCAGUCUGACAGGCCGCUGAUGCCCAGCACAGAGCUGCAGGAGCUGGUGACCCGAGUGGCCCUUCUGGAGACACAAAUCAAAAACAGACAGAGCGACCCGGAGAAGAACAAGUGUGCCACCUGGCCUAGGAAGUACAACACGUUGAUUCAGGCACAGGCGCGGGAGCUGUCACACCUGCGUCAGAAGAUGCGAGAGGGGCGUGGCAUCUGUCACAUCCUCACACGACACCUGAGCGACACAACCAAAGCCUUCGAAGAGCUGCUGCGUGCCAACGACAUCGAUUACUACAUGAGCCAAAGCUUCAGAGAACAGCUGGCACAGAAUAUAUCACUCGCCCAGAGAAUCACAGACAAGAUCAGUGGACGUGAGCAUCCCGUUCAGCAAGAUGAUAAAACCGAUCAUGAACUCCUGAGAUUGAGUCAAGAGCUCCAACAGAAAGAUCGAAUCAUCGAGUCUCUUCACAACAAACUACAACAGCGACCCGACACGCCCUACAGCAGCCACGCCCCCUCUGAGACCACAGACCAAUCAGAUAUCAACUCGUUUGUGUCUGAUGAGAGAGGCUCCACCAAUGAGGAUGCGGAUCUGUGCUCAGACAUGGACGCAGCCAGUGAGUUCACACAGGAAGUGGCGGAGCCGACACCAAAAGACAGAGGUCUGUUUUCAGUACCCAAAACCCAGUACCUGUCUGGCCACUCAAAUACCAUGACCUUUGACCCCAUGCUCUGUCCCGGUGCUGACCCCAGGAUGCGGAAUGUCCCAGAAAAGUGUCCUCCGAGAGGUCAUAGGCCACCAAUGAGAACUUUGAGCGCUCCACACUCGCUCUCCAGCUAUCAGCUCAGCGCACACACACCCCGCUCCUUCAGUUACCCGCCAGUGUCCCAUCAUGCACCGGGACACGGACGACAGACAAACACAAGCCUGCUGGACAGCACUGCAUUGUGGGACAUGGAGAACAUGAUUCAGCCAAUCAGUGAAUUUGAUGGAUCGUCGUACUAUCAGGUCCAGUCCGGAAACAGCCAAUCAGGUGUGGACGUGAUCGAGGAGCACCUGAGAGAGAUCCGAUCUCUCCGUCAGCAUCUGGAAGAUUCUAUCAGAACCAACGAGAGACUGAGACAACAGUUAGAGAGACGUGUGGUCACAGCGGGGAGAGAGAAAGUUGCUCCUACAAACAUCUUCAUCCAGAGUCAUGACACAGUCAGUCAACUGACCAAUGAAAUCAGAGCUUUGAAAGAGGAAAAUUUGACACUCCAGUCCAAGUUAAAAUCCAGCAGAGAGAACAGUGAGGAGGUGGAGCAGCUGCGGGAGGUGGUGCUUUCUGGGCGUGUCCGUCUGAAGCAGGCGGAGUUAGAGGCGGGGCAAUGGAAGGAGGAGUUACUGAGGCUGCAGACACACAACUGUGAGCAAAGUCAACAAAUUCAACAACUGCGACAGGACAGACAAAACAGCCAGGAGCACAACAACAGACUGCAGCAUGAGGCGAGUUUACUACAGCAGCAGUUAUCAGAGAGUCGACAACUACUGCACUCACUACAGUGUGAACUACAACUGUACGACCGAGUGUGUGGAGGAAGAAAGAGCGCCCCAGCAGGAUACGUGUGUGAGGUGCAGUACCCGUCAGUGGAGUUAGGGGCGCUUUUGCUGGAGGUUCGAGCUCUAAAGUCUCAGCUGGAGCGCAGUGUGCAAGAGAACGGCGCCCUUCGUCUUCAGCUGCAGAAACAGCUCGAGCUGUUCGGCGGGCAGCGGCCGUCUCCCCUUAUACCUGCCAGCCCGCUGCGGGAUGUGCUUUACCGUCGCCAGCUGCUCCACGACCCCUCCCCCUCUCCUCCCGUGAGAGACGUGGGUCCAUUUUCUGCAGGACCGCCAUACUCGCCGUACUCUGAGCUGGAGGAGAACACGCUGAAUGCUAACGACUCACUCGAGCCUCAUGCAGAUCUAGAAGGAGAAGCUCCGGAUGGCUCAUUCGCUCAUCGUAAUGGCCGUCAUGUGAUUGGUCAUGUGGAUGACUACAGCGCGCUUCAGCAGCAGGUCUUGGAAGGCCGAGGGCUCCUUCAGCACAUGGAGGCUGCGCUGCAGUCCUGUCUCAAUAGUGCCCUACUGGAUGUCAGCGCUGGGAAUGCUAGGAAGUGUCUGGACUAUAGCACGGUGAAGACGCUGCUCUCCGACACAAACACUUUACGACAGAUUCUGGAAGAGGCCAUAUCUCUGCUCAAGAUGUUCUGGCGGGCAGCCCUACCAAGCAGCGAUGGCCCUGCCCACCUCAUCCAGAGGGAGCAGUCCAUGCGGGAAGAGAUCCAGACGCUGCGUCUGCGUAUCACCGAGCAGGAGGAAGUUCUGCAGGGAACCAUCCAACGUCUGCGCAGCUCCAACCGCACCAAAGAGAACAUGGAGACCUUCAUUGUCAACCAGCUGUCCAGGACUCGAGAUGUGCUGAGAAAAGCUCGAGUGAAUCUAGAGAAGAAUGAGCUCAGGAUUUCCUCUCUUAGCUCCUCCUCUUCCUCUCUUUGCCAUGGUAAAGUCCUCAAAGGUGUCUCUGCAGGGUCUUCUGAUUGGGGUCAUGUGACCCCUGCAUGUGCUGACAUCACCAUGGAAACAGUCGGUCUGCAGUCCAAUAAGAAGCAAGGCAGGGAGUGCCUUAAACCAACUGUCUGCCAUUAAACCAGCUAACACCUCUAACUAACCUGCCUUUUUAUCUUUCCUAUUUCCUUUCCCACUAGAAACAAAGUUCUUGCCUUCAGAAAUUACUAUAUUGUGCAUCCUGGUUGCCAUUGAAUGUGUUGAUGCCAUGUUAAAGUAGAGACUGUUAAAAGUCUAGAUGCCUGUUGGUUGGGUGUUUGUGAUAAGACACUUACAGAAAAGUGUUUAGGACACAUUUACUGUCCAAUGUCUAUAAUUCAGCGCUCUGCUGCUGUGACAAAGAUGAACUGGAAACAGACUGCUGGUGAAUUCCCUCGAGUAUUUCAGGGAAACAUCCACACAGCUGGUUAUAUGAGAGCAGCACUGUAACCUCCGAGUGCUGACCGCAGCGGCCCGUCUUUAAACGAUAUAAUAGCAGCAUGUGCAAUAACGUCAUGUGAGAUUUCACAGAAUGUUGUUUUACCCAAAGUAUGGGUAAUAUUCACACUAUUAUUAUUAUUGUCAUCCUCCAGUACUACUGACAGAAGUGGAAUGUUGUAUUUAGUAUUUGCAUGGGAGGUUUAUUAAACUCAAACUAGCACCUGUGUUUGUGAAGUUCACCAAAACGUGCCAAAGUUUAGACGGUUAAUUUCCCUCAUUUUGCUUUAACUGUCCCAUUUAGAGAGGUGUUGAUGUGGACACCUGUAUGUAAACUGCUCUCAAUAAACCCUCAGAAACAAUUCUUUUGUUCAUUACAUAUGAGCUUCCUUGUUAAAUGAUGGAUGACUUUAAAGAAUUAAUGCAUUAGUUAAGAGUACACACGAUAGAAAGCUGUUGAAAACUGAAAAUAAAAUAAACUGGCAUUGGUUUUUGUACAGCUGUUCCUGUGUGAAUAUAACCAAUGACCGUUUUCUCCACAUUUCUACAGAUGACAAACUUUGGCAGGGUAUUGGUGGGACCAGAGCUGCUGAUGUCACAAUCAUGUAGCCAAUCACAAUCAGAGGUGUUCAUUCGCUGCUCUCUUAGAUUCACGCUGUGUCAUUUUGCAUUGUUCAGAGGUGUACAUAAUGUUACUUGCUGUUGUAUUCAUUUUUAGGUGUGGUUCAGUAUUCUGAUUUACUUUGUAUGCAAAUGUAUGGGUGGUUAGCUGUGCAAUAAUUGAUCAUGUUGUGAGACAUUAUGUAUGAGUUUACAUGUUGCAUAUGCUGCUCAGUUGAAUGUGUUCAUUGCUUCAACGUAGAAGUUGCCUGAAAUAUUAUGGAGUUGCCUUGCCUCAGAUUUCUUUGCUUAGGCUGGAAACAGAGCUUGUAAUCUACACCGUACGUGAAUGUUGCUUUGCCUUUAAGGUGAUGAAUUCUCUUGAGAGAAGGAAAUGCAAUAUCAAUUUUAGGCCCUGUGUGCGCUUCACUAUAUUUGGACCUCGUAUUAUUUUAUUCAGAACCCCAAAAAUAACAAAUAACCCAAAUGAAAAGUAGCAAAUGGUCUGAAAAGAUGCAGGAAAUGUUUUGGAGAAUAUACCAAAGCUAAGCCAGUAAAACAAUAGAGAAAAGAGUUUCAUGUUGGUUCUGAAAUCUGUAUAAUAUGUAAAUAUAUUUGCUUAAAGACUCAUUUGUUGCCAUAGUUACUGAUGUGCUUGUGCCAUAAUAAAAGGUUGCCGACACAAGAGCCAAUCAAACUCUGUGUCUGAAGAUGAGGACUACAUGUAUGUUAUAUUGUAUUAUGAAGGCUGUUCUUGAAACACAUUUAAAUGAAUAAAUGCUGCAAAUGCGUUCAUUUUGUUUUCAUUAGAAUGUUGCAUGUUUAUCCAGUUUAGAACUAAUAAUUUGAAGCAAAAAACUAAAACAGAUUUUUUUCUAAGAGAAAAAAACAUUACAUUUUAAAAUUAAGUUUGUG
Xyrauchen texanus (razorback sucker) is the source of this 10102-nucleotide messenger RNA. RefSeq names its product myomegalin-like. Gene Ontology annotation, cellular component: nucleus. The record is from RefSeq and is a predicted model, not a curated record. The coding region runs from base 1004 to 8251 and encodes 2415 amino acids. Lineage: Eukaryota; Metazoa; Chordata; Actinopteri; Cypriniformes; Catostomidae. The transcript has 40 exons. Gene Ontology annotation, molecular function: zinc ion binding.